AUGGUCGAAAAUGGAGGGGUAGAAGCUUCCGUUCCAUUGCCAUACGGUGAGCAACAGGGGAGUUUUAUGGGUGUUGUUGCAUUCUCUAACAGAGAUGAUGGCUUCUUCAGUGGUGAAGCCAAUUAUUUGUAUCAGAAAAUAUACACUGGGUAUCGCUAUCAAUGUGUGGAAUACGCUCGUCGCUUUCUCAUUCUUACCACCGGAUGUGUUUUUGGCUCCUGUGGAGGCGCAAACGAGAUAUUUGAAAUGAAAACUUUGAAACACAUAGAGACGGAUGCAAAGCUUGAUUUUAUUGCACACCCAAACGGCAAAUCGAAGCGUCGGCCUACACCUGGUGACAUCAUCGUCUAUCCGCGCCACUCUCAGCUGCUUCCGUGGGGUCAUGUUGGUGUUAUUUCGUAUGUGCACAAUCAAAAAGUGGGCAUCGCAGAGCAAAAUUACUCUUUUUCAUUGUUUACCUCCCCCGACCCGGGCUACCUUGGGGGAGAGCGCUGCGUGAGCCGUUAUUUGGAUCUCGAGCUGACAGCCGAUGGCAACUGGCAGCUGAGGGAACGCCAAAGGAAUCAUCCGGACUGUCUUGGCUGGAUGUCAUAUCCCAGGGCCUCUCGGCGGAGUUCAAUUCAUGAGCCACUGCAGGCUCCACCCGAGCAACGGAGGGUGCGGGCGACGCCAUUGGAUCAGGAGGACCACCCCUGUUUGUGGCGCUUUGCGCUUCCAGAAGACAAAUUCCCUUUUCGCUCACUCUACGUUUUUCGUCACGGCACGGGUGAGGCACUAAUAGGGGCUGUAACCGCCUUUUCUCGAAUAGUUCGUGUUACACUGGAGUUUCUCUUCAACCGAUGCCAGUUGUCGGCUGGGCUUGCUGCCUUAUUCUCCAGUUUACUCGGGGCUGGUUUUCAGGAUAUACCGAAGAAGUUGAAAGACAUCAUUGAAGCCGCGGCGAAUGAAGAUGACAAUGAUGCAUUGAUGGAGCAUGCCAUUGCGGCCUAUUUUUCCUUACCAGAGGAUGUCAUUACAGCAAUGCGUCGUGAGUUUCGGCUAGCCAUGACCCACAUGAGUGCUCAUAUCACCUAUCGUUUUAAUUUGGCAGCAGAUGUCCAGAAGCAACUUGAAAGCGGCGUUGAAAUGCACUGCUUAAAAGCUGUAGAAUUACAUGAUGAGGCCUGGGUAGUGGAAAAUGUCAACUUUGGGAAUCCCUGGAUCCUUUCUGAGCUUUCCGUGGCACUUGCUUCAAAGGGGUCAUGUCAGGAGUUUCUUUGGGAGGCCACUCGACCUGAAGCAAUUUGUCUGAUCCCAUGUGAAUUUCGAACGGAUUUCUUACGAUACGUCAAGCAUGUGGAAAAAAUGCGUGGUUCGCGUACUGGUUUCACGAUUAUUAAAAGCUCUUCGUUUCGGGGCGAUGAUGCAGACACAGUUACAGCAUCUAUUCUCUCCUUCUGUGAGGCCUUUCAAUACCCCACUUUUGUUUUUGAUGAGUCUCGCGUUUGGUAUGACUCAGAACAAUCAAAACUCUACGGGCGUUCCACUACAGGAGCCAAUUUACACGUUGACUUUUGCUUCUGCAUGACGGAGUGGCCGGAUAUUUUGUCUGCAGCUGCGGAUUCUUUCGAAGGGAAGUUAGAGGGCCGUUCCGCUCUUCGCCAGGCGGCAACUGACCCUCGCGCAGACGUGGUAUUUGCGAAGCCUCUAUGGUCACUUCUCUGCUCUGGCAGUGUUAAUCGGAUAAAAGACGGGGCGAAUGACACAAGCGUCAAGUUUUUUGACAUUAGCCGCUGUCUCUAUGAGUUUUUUUUGCCCAAACAGCCUCUAGAAACACUGGAAUCUGACUUGCAUGAGUACAGGGAUUCGUGCCGCCGCUGCCAUUUGACCAGCGCCCCAGCACCGGAGCUUAUUUCUAAAAGUGUCCGAGGGGAAACCGUCAUGGUGGACUUUGCAGCGAGCUGCGUCACUGGACGUGAGGCGGAUGGCAAGGCUGCCGGACUCAUGUAUUUGUUCCUUUGA
Trypanosoma cruzi is the source of this 2001-nucleotide messenger RNA. Its product is annotated as trypanothione synthetase-like protein, putative. Lineage: Eukaryota; Euglenozoa; Kinetoplastea; Trypanosomatida; Trypanosomatidae. The transcript has a single exon. The record is from RefSeq and is a predicted model, not a curated record. Gene Ontology annotation, cellular component: cytoplasm. Bases 1 to 2001 code for a protein of 666 amino acids. Gene Ontology annotation, molecular function: ligase activity.